AUGCCUGACUGGGUGGGAAUGCAGAUGCUGGGGAGUUUGGAGAUUGUUAAGCCGGGAAACCCGAGAUUCGAGCCUAUGCCUAGCGUGUUCAUCCCACAGCGCAACGAACCAGCCCUGGCUGUUUGCACAUCGACCGUCACUACCAAUGCAGGCCACACUCCCAUCCAAAGCGUCUCCGGCAACCCUCCGUCUCACAAAAGAGACGCCGGCCAUGCUCGCCGCGUCGCCGCCCCUGCAGUGAUGCCAGUACCCGCUGAUCUCGACACCCGCCAGUCCAAGCAGGUCCCCUGCGCCAUCAAGGACAACAAGCCUUAUAUCCCGAACAAGUUCCCAGCCGCGCUGGCUUGCACCAACAACAUCGAAGUCGUCACCACCAAGACACUGAGCUACACAUGGUCUAGGACGGCUACCAAGACCGUCCCCAGACCAACCGCAACCACCACGAGCACACGUUCGCACACCAUUACCACCGUCAUCACACCUAUCCGCGCCUCCACGACCGUCACAGAAUUCAUCACACUCACCUUGUCCACAACAUCAACAACAACAUCAACAUCAACAUCAUCAGCAUCAUCAACAACAUCAACAACAUCAACAACAUCAACAACAACAUGA
This is a messenger RNA of Didymella exigua CBS 183.55, 615 nucleotides long. RefSeq lists its product as uncharacterized. The coding region runs from base 1 to 615 and encodes 204 amino acids. The record is from RefSeq and is a predicted model, not a curated record. The transcript has 4 exons. NCBI's taxonomy places the organism in Eukaryota, Fungi, Ascomycota, Dothideomycetes, Pleosporales, Didymellaceae.